GACCUCUCUCUCUCUCUCUCUCUCUCUCUCUCUCUCUCUCUCUGUCUCUCAUCUACUCCAUCUCAAUCUUAUACGAGAUCCCUCCCUAAGUUUAGUGGGGCUUCUACUUCCUCUCUCUUGUUCUAACACACUUGCACACACCGCCACCUAGAUCUAGGUUUGCUCGUUCGCUCGCUACCUCAUAUAUUGGUCAGUACAAGAUCGACCGACAUAUAUACACGUACUGACGUUGGUUUAGAGCUAGGAGUCUUAGAGACACGACUAGUAAUAGCGAGCGAGGAUCGGAGAAGAAACAGAUCGAUCGGCUCAAUUCGACGGGUAGCUAUCGGAAACAUGAGUCCGGCAGUAGCAACACCAACGGCAACAAUAGCAGCAGCGACUAAUUUGGGAGGCGGAGGAGCUGCAGGUCAGUUUGGGGAUACGACGUAUACCAAGGUGUUUGUUGGAGGAUUGGCUUGGGAGACCCAGAAGGAUACCAUGAAGAAAUACUUUGAGCAGUUUGGUGACAUCUUGGAGGCUGUUGUCAUCACUGACAAGGCCACUGGCAGAUCCAAGGGCUAUGGAUUUGUAACCUUUCGCGAAGCGGAAGCAGCGAUGAGAGCUUGUGUCGAUGCUGCCCCAGUGAUAGAUGGAAGGAGAGCCAACUGCAAUCUUGCUUCUCUUGGUGUUCAGAGAUCCAAGCCAUCUACUCCAAAGCAUGGUGGAGGAGGAGCUAGGAACUUUAGGGUAAUGGCGGGAUCAAUAUUCCAAGCUGCAGGUGGAGUUGGAGUUGGAGUCGGAUCGGGUUUUACAGCAGCUUCUGCAGCAACCGCAUUCCCAGCUCAUCAUCAUUAUGCCGCCAUUCAACAAGGGAUUCCUGCUGCCGCUGCUGCUGCUUACAAUCUUUAUGCCACCCCAGGGUACUCUGCAUACUCGCCAGAAUACACUUACCCUACGAACUACUACGGCCUAUACGGAGGGGGAGCAACAAACCAGUAUCCAGUGUACGGAGCAGCAGGUGGGAUGCUGACGGGAGGAGCUGCAGCAGCAGCCUUUUACCCGUAUCUUCAGUACGGUGAAGCAGCUAAUGGAGGUGCCGCUGCCUAUACUACUUCUGGGGCGCAGAAUGUUGGAUAUGGUGGCAUCCAAUACCCACAUCAUCAUCAUAAUCUCUAUCAGUAUUCAGCUGCUGCACUAGGAGGCUACCAGCACUAUGCUCCCUCCAUGUCUCUUGCACCCUCUCCCGCGUUGCAAUCACCAGUGUGUUUUGCUGUGCCACAGGCGUGACCAUGUCUCUUCCUGCUGCACCAUCAAUUCCGGUUCCAGCUCAUCGCUAGUAGCACUACUACUCGAUCAUGAUCAUCAUAAGUUCCAAAUGCAUUUGGCUCCUCCUUCAUCAACUUCAACUCUUCUGAUCUCAACCGAUCAUCAGCUGCAUGCUUCUCAAAUUUCAUCAUCAUCGAUCUCCUCGAUCAUUCCUUUGGCUUAACCAUGGUUCACAUCACAUCCCUUUCUCACUUGCCGUCUAACAUAAGUUAGCCCAAGCUGCUUUGGCGUUUGGGCUAACUCAUUGCGUGCAUGCAUGCACACAUGAUAUAUAGAGAGCCUCGCGUAGCGGCUUUCUACAAUCAAAUCAUUCAUUCAUUGUCCAAUAUAAACACAUGCAUGAGUAGAAUGCAUGCAUCUUCUGAAAACAAGGGUACACGGGUUCCCUUAAUGAAUCACAAGAUCAACUAAAUCAUACAUGUUUCUAACCAACAACUCAAGGCUAUAUUUGGUUUAGUUUUUAAGUUGGACCUAACUUUUUCUUUUCUUUCCUUUUCUUCUUUUAAUUACUUCUCGGCCUUGGAGAGGCCGAUCGAGAGGCAGGGAAAGCAAAUCUUGCGCACUCUCAUCAUGCAUAUAACUUUUUAGCCCAGGAAGGCUAAUCAAAGACAUAAAAUGGUUUGCAAAUAUUGUAAAUUCAACACAAAUAGCAAACCGCUUCACUUUCAAUGUUAGUUUUAGAUUAUAUAGGAAAGAAAAAACACAUGGGGAUGCAUGGAAUUGCAUGCCUCAAUAUUUUGGCUGUUAACAUCUAGGCUUAGGAUUUUGCAACUAGCUAGGUACGUAGUAGCAGUCAUGUUUCAUCAAAGCUUUAAUUACCAACUUAAUUUUCUGGUUUUGACAGCUUUUAAAUGAAAUGUGUAUAACCAUCUUCCCUUGGGUUUGGGGAGCAAGAAUACUAACCCCUUUUUGUUAGUUUCUUUUAAAUGUAAGAAUGUGGCUAAACUAUGGGAGUCUUAGCCCCAUUUCACUAAUUUAAGUAGGAAGAAUAGUGUUUUCUUUAGUUAACAGUUAUAUUAUAGCUAGCCCAGCUAGUAUAUUUCGUCAUCCUUUUGAUAACUCCAUUAAUGGAUGUGGAGCUCAAAAGCAUCUGCAUGUAACCCUGGGGAGAUAUUUUGGUUCCCUUGGGUUCUUCUCCACUAAUAUUGCACCAACCAUGGUUAGGACUUAGGGUUCUUCUUCUUCUUCUUCUUCUUCUUCUUCUUCUUCUUCUCAUAAUCAUCAGAAUCAUCGAUCACCAUAUCUGUCUCUCAGUUCAUCUCAUCGAUCAGUACUGUUUAAUAUGUAUUGGAUUGUAAUUAGAGAUCGUACUAAGUACAAGUAAGAAUUUUCAUUUUCCGGCGAUGUUGCUUGAGAAUUGAUAUGCUACUUAACUACCAAGUACUCUGCUUUUUUCAAUUAUUUUAGUUUUUAUGCUUAUUGCUGAUGCUAUUAAUGAGAUUCUUAUUUCCUCUCUUA
This is a messenger RNA of Argentina anserina (silverweed cinquefoil), 2763 nucleotides long. RefSeq lists its product as uncharacterized. The transcript is spliced from 6 exons. NCBI's taxonomy places the organism in Eukaryota, Viridiplantae, Streptophyta, Magnoliopsida, Rosales, Rosaceae. The coding region runs from base 334 to 1266 and encodes 310 amino acids. The record is from RefSeq and is a predicted model, not a curated record. Gene Ontology annotation, molecular function: RNA binding.